CUCUCCAAUCCUUGCCUGCCUAUCACAAAAGCAUCACAGAGUUUACAGACACACAGAGAAAACCUGAAUGAAAAGCAUUGUGCUGAAAAAGACCAGUGUAUGGAAGGCCGCCUGGAAAGAAGCAACAAGUAAAGAGGAGAAACAACUAAGAGGAACAGCAUUCUUUUGGCUCAGCUGAUCUCACUUCCUGUCUGUAUCCGUGGGUGACUGCGCCUGACAACCGUUGCCAUGGGUGAAAUGGACAAAUUGCGAAAGGAGGCAGAGAGUCUUAAAGAACAGAUCACUGCAGCCCGUAAAACAGUGCAGGACCUCACACUGCAAGAUCAUACGGCAGGGACAUCUGUUGUAGGACGUGUCCAGCUGAAGAUCAGGAAGACAUUGAGAGGACAUUUGGCCAAAGUUUAUGCCAUGCAAUGGGGGGGUGACUCGAGACUGUGUGUCAGUGCAUCUCAAGAUGGCAAAUUGAUCGUAUGGGACAGCUGUUCUACCAAUAAGGUUCAUGCCAUCCCUCUGAAGUCCUCAUGGGUGAUGACCUGUGCAUACGCCCCUUCAGGAAACAUGGUAGCUUGUGGAGGACUUGACAACAUGUGCUCUAUCUAUAACCUCAAGGGCAAAGAUGGAAAUGUUAAGGUCAUGCGUGAGCUCGCAGCACACACGGGUUAUCUGUCCUGCUGCCGUUUCCUGAGUGACAGUGAAAUCAUCACCAGUUCUGGAGACUGCACCUGUUGUCUGUGGGACAUUGAGACAGGAACACAGAAGACCAUCUUUGCUGGUCACCUGGGAGACUGCAUGUCACUGGGUAUGGCUCCUGACUAUAACACUUUCAUCUCAGGAGCCUGUGACUACACAGCUAAACUGUGGGACAUCCGUGAUGGCCAGUGUAGACAGACUUUUGCAGGUCAUGAGAGUGACAUCAAUGCCAUUGGGUUUUUCCCCAAUGGUAAUGCAGUGAUCACCGGCUCAGAUGAUGCUUCCUGCAAGCUGUAUGACCUGCGUGCAGACCAGGAGCUUAUGACAUACCAGGACUCCAGCAUCAUGUGUGGAGUAACAUCUCUUGCUCCUUCUUUCUCUGGAAGACUCCUCCUCGCUGGCUAUGAUGACUUCAACUGCAACAUCUGGGACAUGCUUAAAGCAGAAAGAGUCGGAACAUUGUCUGGUCAUGACAACAGAGUGAGCUGUCUUGGAGUGGCAGCCGACGGGAAGGCCUGCUGCACAGGAUCAUGGGAUAGCUUCCUGAAGAUCUGGAACUAAGACGCUGUCUCUAAGACAUGCAAUAUCAGCAGAAUAUAUCAAAGACAGGGUAAAAUGUAAAGGGGACCAUAAACACAGGACUAUGAGAAAUAGUUGUAAGUAGAGAAGGAAAAGGAUGCGUUUGUUGUGCCAAAACACAACAAGAAGGAUUGUGAAUAAAAAGAUAGUCUGACUCGUAGAAUAAUAUUGUCAAAGAAAUCAUGCAAUAAUAGAAAAUGAUUUUCAGGGACUGCUAAAUGCAAAAGCGGGCGUUUACAGGGCAAUUACCUAUCUGGUGAUUUCUGAUGUAAUGUUUGAAUAGGCUAAAUAUUAACACAAGACUGUGUUAAAGCACAUUAUCAAUAUAGCAUACGAAUUAAGACUUUCAACAUUAGUUGAAUCAAGCUACCUGAUAUCUUCAUAAUGUAUCCUAUGCUAUCAAACCUAUAUGACAGAGGUUGCCAAAAUAGUUGUGCAAGACUUUACAAUGACUUACAUUUACACAGAAUUACAUUUUCACUUUUAUACAAAGUGGUUUACACACUAUACAUAAAUCAAACAAACGGUUUAGUGAGAUUGUCCGA
Paramisgurnus dabryanus is the source of this 1814-nucleotide messenger RNA. It is a transcript of the gene gnb3a, whose product is annotated as guanine nucleotide binding protein (G protein), beta polypeptide 3a. Gene Ontology annotation, molecular function: protein binding. Gene Ontology annotation, biological process: signal transduction. The record is from RefSeq and is a predicted model, not a curated record. NCBI's taxonomy places the organism in Eukaryota, Metazoa, Chordata, Actinopteri, Cypriniformes, Cobitidae.